AUGCCCUCCACCCCCUCCCACAAAGGGGCCACCUGUUCUGAGUGCAAAGGGCCCCUGGAGGGUGCAGUGACCGCCGCCUGUGGACACACCUGCCAGCACUGUCUCCCCCCACCCUCCCAGAUGGGUGCCCAGCCCUCCGGCAGGGUCCUGCUCUGUCCCUUCUGCAAGGAGAAGGAGCAGACCGAGACGCUCUUGGUCCCCGUGCCCCUGGGCCCUCUGGGGGAGACUUACUGCGAGAAGCAUGGUGAGAAUAUCUACUUCUUCUGCGAGAAAGAUGCCAAAUUCCUCUGUGUGUUCUGCCGGGAGGGUCCCUCCCACCAGGCACAGGUCGUGGGCCUCCUGGACGAGGCCAUCCAGCCCUACUGGGACCAUCUCAGGAGUUGGCUGGAAGCUCUGAGAAUGCAGAGAGAUGAGAUUGAAGACAUGAAGAGCUGGGGAGACCGGAAGCUCCAAGUGCUCCUGACUCGGAUUGAAAGCAAGAAGCAGCCGGUGGAAGCGGCUUUUGAGAGGUUGCAGCAGGAGCUGGGGGAACAUCAGCAUCUCCUGCUGGCCAGGCUCACGGAGCUGGAGCAGUGGAUCUGGAAGGAGAGGGACGAGUAUAUCUCGAAGCUCUCUGAGGAAGUCGCCCAGCUUUGAGCCCAGGUCAAAGAGCUGGAGGAGAAGUGUCAGCAACCAGCAAGUGAGCUUCUACAAGAUGUCAGACUCACCCAGAGCAGGUAUGAGAUGAAGACUUUUGUGAGUCCAGAGGCCAUUUCUCCUGACCUUCUCAAAAAGAUCCGCGAUCUCCACAGGAAAAUACUCACCCUCCCAGAGAUGAUGAGGGCGUUCUCGGAAAACUUGGUGCAUCACCUGGAAACAGAUACAGGGGUUGUCACUCUGGACCCUCAGACUGCCAGCCAGAGCCUGGUCCUCUCGGAGGACAGGAAGUCUGUGAAGUACACCCAGCGGAAGCAGAAUCUGUCCGACAGCCCCCUGCGCUUCGAGGGUCUCUCGGUGGUGCUGGGCUCCCCGGGCUUCUCCUCGGGGCGCCACCGCUGGCAGGUGGAGGUGCAGCUGGGGGACGGCGGCGGCUGCACGGUGGGGGUGGUCGGGGAGGAGGUGAGGAGGAAAGGGAAGCAGGGUCUGAGCGCCGAGGAGGGCGUCGUCUGGGCGGUGAUCCUCUCCCACCAGCAGUGCUGGGCCAGCACCUCGCCGGGCACCGACCUGCCGCUGAGCGAGAUCCCGCGCCUCGUGGGCGCCGCCCUGGACUACGAGGCGGGGCGCUUGGCCCUGCUCAACGCCGAGACCCAGGCGUCCAUCUUCACCUUCACCGCCUCCUUCUCCGGCAAAGUCUAUCCUUUCUUCGCUGUCUGGAAAAAAGGUUCUUGCCUUACUUUGAAAGGCUGA
Messenger RNA from Kogia breviceps (pygmy sperm whale), 1386 nucleotides. RefSeq names its product tripartite motif containing 15 (gene TRIM15). The record is from RefSeq and is a predicted model, not a curated record. Gene Ontology annotation, biological process: protein ubiquitination. Lineage: Eukaryota; Metazoa; Chordata; Mammalia; Artiodactyla; Physeteridae. Gene Ontology annotation, molecular function: zinc ion binding; ubiquitin protein ligase activity; protein binding. Gene Ontology annotation, cellular component: cytoplasm.